AAGCAUCCGAUCCGACCCUCAAAAACCCUUCCCGCAACUGAUAAUUUCGUCUUCGUUUUCAAGCAAACCACAACCCUCUUAUGGCGAGCAGGAAGCUGGUCCGAGAUAUAUUCUUCUCCCGUCGAUCCUUCUACCGUCAGAUAUUAGCAUCUCAACAGGUUUCGGGUGCGAGUGCGAGACCAAGGUUGCUUCCGAGGAAUGACUAUUGGGAUAAACGUGAAUUCAGUGUUUUCAACGAGUUCUCCAAAAAAGUUAAGGGCGAAGCUGAGAGUAAUCAGGAAUUCAAACAGUCAGUCAAGGAACUGAAGGAGAAAGCAGAGGAGCUGAAAGGGGUGAAGGAAGAUCUGAAAGAAAGAACCAAACAGACAACUGAGCAGCUGUACAAGCAGGUGGAUGGUGCAUGGACAGAGGCUGAAGCCACGGCAAAGAAGCUUUCUGCCAAUCUGAAGGAGAAACUUUCAGCUGCCACAGAGCAGGUCAAAGAGACCUUUGGGACUGCAAAACAAGAAUCCACUGAAUUUUCUGCCUCUUCAGAUAAAGAUGAGCGCACUGAUGUGAAAAAUGGUAGCAAGACCAAGUCUGAAGAGGAAAAGCAGCAGUCUGGUGCUAGUGAUGCUGCAAAUACAAUAUUUGGCAAAUUUAAAUCUAGUGUUUCUUCUGUUUCUCCUAAGGUUUCCGUGGCCUUCCAAAAAUUGAAGCAAGCAAAGCCCAUUGACUUAGCAAAGAAGGGGUAUGACAUUGUAAAGGAUGAGUUGAGUAGCAACCCUAAUAGGAGAAAGCGGAUUGAGUAUGGAACUUCUUCAUCAACUUCCUCACAAACAGGGGAAAGAAGUACAAGGACUGAUGUGGUUGUUUUACCUUCGAAACAGUCAAAAUGGAAUAAGAAGUGGGAAGCGUUUAAACAAAAAAUGCAAGGUCAUCCAGUUUUUAAACGCAUCAGUGGGUUAAGUGAACCUGUAAUGGUGAAGAGUCAGGAGCUUGCAGAUGACGUGCGGGACAAAUGGGAGACUUCUGAUAGUCCAGUUGUUCAUAAAAUUCAGGAUCUCAGUGAAAGUGUAUUUGGAGAGUCCGCUGCUGCAGUAUCAUUAAAAGAAAUACGUCGUCGUGAUCCGUCUUUCUCAUUGCCAGAAUUUGUGUCUGAGGUUCAGGAAGUAAUCAAGCCAGUCCUUAAAGCUUACCUCAAGGGGGAUGCUGAAGUUCUGAAGAAGUACUGUGGCAAUGAAGUGAUUGAGCGUUGUAAAGCGGAGCAUAAAGCUUAUGAGAGCCAGGGUAUCUUCUUUGAUAACAAGAUUCUGCACGUAUCUGAGGUGGAAGUAAGGGAGACAAAAAUGAUGGGGGACACUCCCAUCAUAAUUGUUGCAUUCCAAACACAGCAGGUCUAUUGCGUGCGUGAUAGAUUUGGUGCGAUAACAGAAGGGGGAAAGGACACAAUCCACACUGUGUACUAUGCAUGGGCUAUGCAACAAGUUGAUGUAGAAGAACUAGGCGAAGGCGCAUUAUUCCCAAUAUGGCGGCUGAGAGAAAUGCAACAACUUGGUGUGCGCGCGCUUAUUUGAUUUUAUACCAUAUCACACCUUUUGAUGGAUGGAUCGUAGUGUAUUACUCUCUCUGGGUUUUUGUCAUUGCCAGGGAAAAAAUUAAUGAUUCUUUCCUUUUUAUUUUUGGAUCAAAUAAUGCACCAGUUCACUUGAAUGUUACGUCUCUUUGCAUACAAGCAAGUAUGCUGUGGCCCGACUUGGUAGUAGUUGGUAGGACAUUGCACCAUUAUACAAUACAAUUGUCACAUACAGAUAAGGUUACACAAGUUAGAAUUUCUAUAUGCAAAUUGGCUCCAAUUGCAGUAA
Messenger RNA from Diospyros lotus (date-plum), 1844 nucleotides. RefSeq names its product mitochondrial import inner membrane translocase subunit TIM44-2-like. The record is from RefSeq and is a predicted model, not a curated record. The transcript has 14 exons. Lineage: Eukaryota; Viridiplantae; Streptophyta; Magnoliopsida; Ericales; Ebenaceae. Gene Ontology annotation, molecular function: protein-folding chaperone binding. Gene Ontology annotation, cellular component: mitochondrial inner membrane. The coding region runs from base 81 to 1556 and encodes 491 amino acids. Gene Ontology annotation, biological process: protein import into mitochondrial matrix.